AUGUCUUCCUGGCUAGGGAGCAUCGGCUCUGGUCUAGGCCAUUCUUUGGGCCAAGUGGGAGGCAGUUUGGUCUCUCUCACCGGCCAUAUUUCUAAUUUCACCAAGGACAGGUUCAUCAAAGGAGGAGAGGAAGUAGUAGAAUUACCAACUUCUGGAAGAGGUGAAAUUGAACUCCUUCAUUUGUUCUACAAAUCAGAAAAUGAAAGGCUCCAAAACCUAUGUACUGAUCUUGAAGAGAAACAUGAAUUAUUACAGCAGCAAAUGAAACAACAAUCAACAAGUUACAUAGACAAGCUUCAGCACAAAGAGAGGGAGAUCAGCUACCUUAAAGAAAGACAGGCGGAGCUGCAGCACCAGCUACUGAAGCUGCAGUCAGGCCUCUCAGCACCUCGCUGCGUUGCUGUCACCUAUACCACAUCGUCCACACUCAGCUACGGGGGCAGUCAGCCCACACCAGCAUUCAAUGAGGAGGACAUGGAGACUAUUGACUUAAAUUGCUCAGACGAAGGAAUUAACUGGCAGCCCAGGGAAGUGUCAGGGCCUGAUUCUGAGCUUAGCCACUGGAUAAACAUAGCCGAGAGACCUCAGGCCGAAGGACCACAUCAUUCUGAACAAAAUGAAGUCGGUAACCUUCAGAAGAUAAUCAAAGAUCUUAAACAAAAUCAAAAAGAGCAACUUGAUAACUGCCAAUAUGAAAUAGCAGCGUUGCAAGAUGCAUAUCAGCUGAAACUGACGGAGGUAACUCGUCAACACCGAGAACGGAUUGAGGAGCUUGAACAAUUACUGGAGCAAGGUGGUUCAGGAGCCUACCAGGAGCCUAAACUCUCUGAGAUGCAAAAGGCCAUCGAAAUGUUACAGAGAGAAAAAACUGAAUGCUCCCAAAAAAUCAACGAACUGGAAGAUAAACUCAAAGACACCACUCAAAGAUUAACUUGUGCCGAACAUGAAAAAGAGAUUUUGCAGAGAGAACACAAACAGCUGAAUGUGGGAAAUGGACAAAUGGUGCUUGAAUAUGAGACUUUACGAGUGGAAUGUGAGAGGCUGGCAUAUUGUGCUGAUCAACCUGUGGAGCCUGCUGCGGGCCAAGAAACCAUGCAGAGUGCAGUGGAGGAGGAAGUGCUCAGGCUCCAGCAGGCACUGGCUGACAGUGAAAGUAAAAACAAAACACUGAAUCAGCAGGUAAUGUUAAUGAAAACUCAGCUAUCAAAUGGACACAAUGAAGGCGAUGUUAUCAUCAAUCAACUAAAAGAAGAUCUAGAUCAUGAAAAAAAGCAAGUUUAUCAGCUGGAGAAAGACAAAGCUAACAUUUCUGAAGAAUUGGAGGAGGCGAGAAACAAUUUAAUUCAGAAUGAAUGUGAGCUCCGUGCUUUGCAUGUAGCCAAGCAGGAGUGUGAAGAUAAACUACAAGAUUUAGUUGAUCAGCUGAAUAAAGCGCAGACAAAUAUUGAAGACAUCCAGAAAGAGAAUCUGCAUCUGAAAAGAUGCAUUCAGCAAAAUGAGGAGGAGCACAGCCAAAUGAGAAAACAAUUAAUGACUACUCAAGACCUUAACAAUAAUUGCAACAAUUUACUGAAAGAAAAGGAAACCCAAGUAAGAAACUUAGAGCAGCAGCUUUCAGAAGCUGAAAAGCAUGAUGAAAAUUUACAGAAAAUUGCGUUUGAUCUCAGGAUAGAAAAUGAGAAGUUGAUUUUGGCAUGUGAACAGGUGAAACAGAAAUUAGAAGAGUCUGUUGCUCUAAACCGUCAAGUUUCUUUAGAAAAAGACACGAUUCUGGAGACCCUGAGAAGGGAAAAGCACCAGCUAGAAGCUGACUUAGGUGGCGCUGAGAAGAGGCUGUUGGAGGAGGCCAACAAGCACAAGCAGAGCCUGGAGGAGCUGUCCAGCGCACACCAGUUGGAUUGUGCUGCCCUUAAGCAGGAACAGGAUCGUUUACUGGAGCUGCAUCAGCAGAAGGACCUGGAAAUAGCGGUUCUGAGAAAGAGCAUUGAGCAAACAGACAUAUGUCAUAAACAUACCGAGGAGCUUUUGUCCUCUAGUUUAGAAAAGCAGGAGCAUUUGACACAAGUGCUAAGUGAGAAGGAAACUUGCAUUGAAAAUCUUCAAGAAAAAAGUUCAGAGCUGCAGGCGGAAUUGGACAGAUGUAUUGAGACUUCUAAAAAGAAUGAAAUCUUACAACAGACGGUAGAGGAAAAGCAUAGAAGCCUGGGCUGCAUGAAACAAGAAAAGAAUCAUCUCCAGGAGGAGCUGGAGCGGCUCAGGGAGCAGCAGAGUCAGGCUGUGCACGGGGCCAAGCCCGGAUUCCCCGUCUGUGUGUCCGAACUAGAGUCAGAGGUGACCCAGCUGACCAUUGUCAAGAAACAUCUGGAAGAAGAAAUUAAAGAACACCUAAAGAUCAUUGAAGAUCAGAAAAGGAGUAAGAGGCAGCUGCUGAAGGCGAUGGAGGAGAAUAAGCACCAGUAUGAGCAAGUGAAAGAAGUGCAAAGGCGGCUGAUCUUAGAGAAAGAGGAGGAGAUUAAGAACCUGCAGAACACAAUUGAACAGAUCAAAACCCAGCUGCCCGAGGAAGGACAGCAUACCCCCACCAAAAACUGUGAUAUCUUCCCUGAAGAACAAGUUCAAAAUGUUUGCCUUGAAAAUGAACAUGUAAACCAUGAACUCUCUAAAGCAGAAACAGAAGAGUUAGUAAAAGGAAUACAAGAGCGAGAUUUGGAGAUUAAGCUUCUAAAUGAAAAGAAUCUAUCUUUAACUAAACAGAUUGACCAACUAUCAAAUAAUGAAGUAGGAAAGAUAACCCAAAUAAUUCAGCAGAAGGAUUUGGAAAUCCAAGCUCUUCAUGUUAAAAUAUCUUCAACGUCCUACUCCCAGGACAUCCUUCAGCAGCAGCUGCAAGCCUACGCUAGGGAGAAAGAGCAGAUAUUAGCUGUUUUCAGUGCCCAAAUGAGGGAAAACGGCCAUCUCAAAAUGGAGAAUCACAAAAUGAUGGACAUAGUGGUUGCCAAAGAGGCAGCGCUAGUUAAACUCCAAGACGAAAAUAAACAAAUGUCCUUCAGGUUUGAGAACAACCCCCAAGAAAUGUUUAGAGAAACGCUUCAGAAUCUGUCACGCAUCAUAAGAGAAAAGGACAUUGAGGUAGACGCAUUACGGCAAAAAUGCGAGACCUUAUUGGCUAUCCUGCAAACCUCUGGCACCGGGAAUGAGGCCGGGGGUGUUAACAGUGAUGAGUUAGUAAAGCUCUUACAGGAACGUGAAUAUUUAAAACAAAAAGUAAGCAAAAUGUUGGAGUGGAAAAAGCAAGUUAUCACUACCGUCCAGAAUAUGCACCACGAGUCAGCACAUGCCCUAGAAGAGCUGCUUCAGCUCCAAGGUCGAAUGUUGGAAAAAAGCAACAAUAGCAUUCAAUUACAAGGGAACUAUGAUGACCUGAUACAGAAUUAUGAUCAACAUGAAAACAAACUGAAAAAUUUGAGGCGUGACUUGACACAAAUGCAGCGUUAUUUGGAGCAACUCUGCAAUGCCAAAGACCUCUUCAUGGGAAAACUUGAUAGCCUUUCACCCCCACUGCAUACUGGGUCAUUGCCUCCUUGUGAGGCAGCAGGGCGUCUUGGAGCCAAUGAAUCUGAUCGAAACAGGGAGACUUCUGCGUUGCUUCAGCAACAGGUAGAAGAGCUAAGAAGAUCCCUGGAACAAAGAGACAUCAGCAUCAGAGCUCUGCAGCAGGAUAACCAACACCUGUCUGACUCCAUCGCUGCUGCUGCAGAGCUAAAAAAGAAAGAGCACCAGCAGCACAAUUCGGAGCUCAGGCAGCUGAAGCAAACAUGUGAUGUGCUGCAAAACCUUCUCAAGGAGAAAGAGCUCCUGCUCAAGAACCAAAGCGAGCAGCUGCUUUCCUCAAAGGAAAAUUUGACCAACAAAGUGAAUGAAAAUGAAAUUUUAAGACAAUCAGAAACAGACUUGAAGGAAAGAAUACUCAUUUUGGAGAUGGAAAUUUCAAAGUUAAAGGAUGAAAACAACAGAAGAGUAGAAGAGAUGAGGGAGAAGGAAAAUGCAUACCAAGCAUUACAAGAGAGGAACACACACGAAGUUUGGGCUGCUGCACAGAGAGAGGCCAAACUUAGAGAAAAUGUCAUGGUUUUAGAACAAAAACUAGUUUCUUCCUUGAAUGAGAUGGAAACUGCCAGCCAUCAAGCCAGCGCGCAAAUAGAAUCCUUGCAGGCGAAGUUGAACAUAGUCUCCAAGCAGAGGGACGAGGCUGCCCAACAGCUCUCUCAGGCUCAGGACCAGGAGAAGCAGUACACUGUGUCCCUGGGCAACCUGCAGAUGGUGCGUGAGCACGUCCAGCAUAAGGAAAAAGUUAUGGAUGGUGCUGAAGUGGAAAAACAAGAGCAGCUUGUACACAAAUGGAAAGAAAAGGCUCAAGACCUGCCAGUGAAAGUUAUUGACUUACAAGAACAUUUGGACAAAGCAAACGCCGUACUGGAUUCCACAUCAAGACUAAUGGAACAGUUGGAACACAAAGAAAGAGAAAUCCAGGAUCUUAAAAAUCAAAAUGAGCUUCAACAAGAAAUGUUGGAGGAUGUACAAAAGAAAUGGGUAAAUUUGGUAGAUGGCAUGGAGGGCAAAAUCGACAUAAUAUUGGUGAGAAACCUUUUUAUUAGGCAAUUCCACACUCCGAAAAGUCAGCGGCCUGAAGUGCUGCGUUUGAUGGGCAGUAUUCUGGGCCUGAAAAGAGAAGAGAUGGAUCAGUUGUUUAAAGAAGACCAAGGCUGUGUUGCAAGAUGGGUGAGCGGGUGUCUUGGAGGAGGAUCCCAAAAUGACCCCAACAAACCUCUCAGACCCAACGAGCAGUCUGUGCCCAACAACUCAUUUUUGGAACUUUUUGUAAAUUUUUUGCAGAGUCAGUCACACCCAUCCACUCCACCACCAAAUCUUUGCACAAGUGAGAUGAAACCUCUACAUUCUACGGGAACAAGAGCAAGCACAGGUGUGCCAGAAACUUUUCAAGAUUCAGCCGAUUCCAGAUCUGGUAGAAGGAAGGAUGUGGAUGCAUUUUCGGCCACCAACUCUGAGGCUGUGCCCCUUAUUAGCCCAGCUGGACUUGGCCAGGGCCAACCCGGAAACCUUCUGCUGGAGCCCAUUAAGGACUUCGUACCCACAUUUACAACACUGCCAGUGCCGCCUAACAACAGCACUGCAGUUGGGAUACAAGAUCUUUCAAAGAAGUAG
Ochotona curzoniae (black-lipped pika) is the source of this 5223-nucleotide messenger RNA. Its product is annotated as thyroid receptor-interacting protein 11-like. Gene Ontology annotation, biological process: Golgi organization; endoplasmic reticulum to Golgi vesicle-mediated transport. Gene Ontology annotation, molecular function: small GTPase binding. The transcript has a single exon. Gene Ontology annotation, cellular component: Golgi apparatus. The record is from RefSeq and is a predicted model, not a curated record. Bases 1 to 5223 code for a protein of 1740 amino acids. NCBI's taxonomy places the organism in Eukaryota, Metazoa, Chordata, Mammalia, Lagomorpha, Ochotonidae.